Messenger RNA from Mangifera indica (mango), 1865 nucleotides. Its product is annotated as cytochrome P450 CYP72A219-like. The record is from RefSeq and is a predicted model, not a curated record. The transcript has 5 exons. Lineage: Eukaryota; Viridiplantae; Streptophyta; Magnoliopsida; Sapindales; Anacardiaceae. The coding region runs from base 111 to 1655 and encodes 514 amino acids. Gene Ontology annotation, molecular function: heme binding; monooxygenase activity; oxidoreductase activity, acting on paired donors, with incorporation or reduction of molecular oxygen.
GGCCAAUGCUGAGUGGAUACGUUAUAUGUCAGUCAACCGUCAACAAUAUAUGAAGAUCAUCUGAAUCCAUCCAUAUCCGUUUAACAAUAACAGAAAGAGAGAUUGAAAUUAUGGCAAGUAUGCUUUUGAUUUUAGCACUGAUUAUACCAGUAAUCUGGUGUCUGAAAUUCUUGAACAAGAUAUGGUGGACACCGAAAAGGAUAGAGAAGCAACUGAAGAAACAAGGGAUCCAUGGAUAUCCUUACAGGUUGUUACAUGGUAAUAUGAAAGAGAUGGUGAAGCUAGCAAAGGAAAACAGGCCUAACCCUACUGGAUCCACCCAUGAUAUUAUGCCUCUUGUCAAUCCCUUUCUUCACAAGUUGGCUAUCUCCUACAAGAAUACGUUUGUAGUUUGGUAUGGAACAACUCCCCGUGUGGCAAUCAUGGAUCCCAAGUUGAUAAAAGAGGUGUUAUCAAACAAAUCUGGUGAUUUCCCCAAGCCAGAAAUAAAUCCAUUGACAAAGUUGUUUGCCAGUGGCCUUGCAACUUAUGAGGGUCAAAAAUGGUCCAAACAUAGAAGGAUUAUCAACCCUGCCUUCCAUAUGGAAAAGCUAAAGCAAAUGUUGCCUGCAUUUUCUACCUGUUGCGAAGAGCUGAUACAGAAAUGGAACAAUCUAGUAUCUGGGUCGGGAGGUUCUUGUGAAUUGGAUGUGUUUAUAGAGUUUCAAAACUUCACUGGAGAUGUUAUAUCAAGAGCAGCUUUUGGGAGCAGUUUCGAAGAGGGGAGAUUGAUAUUCUUACUCCAGAAGAAACAGGCGGAACUCUUUUUGCAGGCUCUGCCUUACGAGAAAUUCCCACUGUUAAGGUUUCUUCCCACCAAAGUAAACAUAAGAAUGAGGCAAAUUUAUAAAGAAGUUCGAACCUUAUUAAGAGGAAUAAUAGAGAAAAGAGAAAAAGCUAUACAGAUGGGAAACAUUAGUGACAAAGAAGAUUUACUUGACCUGUUGUUAAGGUCUAAUCUCAAUGAGCUUCAAGGGAACCUCAAAUCAGAUGCCGGUAUGACAACAGAGGAUGUGUUUGAAGAAUGCAGACUAUUUUACUUCGCUGGUCAGGAGACCACAGCCAAUUUGCUUACAUGGACUAUGAUUUUGUUGAGCAUGCAUAUCGAUUGGCAAGAGCAAGCGAGAGAAGAGGUCUUGCAAAUUCUGGGGAAAAAUAAACCAACUUUUGAUGACUUGAACCACUUGAAGAUUGUGAAUAUGAUCCUGCUUGAGGUUAUGAGAUUAUACCCGCCACCUUGGUUUAUUCGAAGCAUAGUCAAAGAGACGAAACUGGGAGAUUUCUGUUUUCCGGCAGGAGUUGAAUUGCUUAUGAUGAUGGACACUGUCCAUAAGGAUCCUGAACAGUGGGGAGAAGGUGCAAUGGAAUUCAACCCGCAAAGAUUUUCUGAAGGUAUUUCCAAGGCGUCCAAGGAUCAGUUUUCAUACUUCCCUUUUGGUUAUGGACCAAGAAUAUGCAUUGGGCAAAACUUUGCAAUGCUUGAAGCUAAACUGGCCAUAUCACAGAUUUUACAACACUUCUCGUUUGAACUGUCGCCUACUUAUACCCAUGCUCCUUCUCUUGUUCUAACGCUUCAACCCAAGUAUGGCGCCCAGAUCAUCUUGCAUAAACUUUAAGGAAAAGUUGAACACCAGACACCGCUUGAAUUUCUUGUCGAUAAUCAUCAGUAAAAAGAGGGCACACAUGUUUUGUUGUGCAUUACCAUAUGUUAUCCAAGUUUUUAAUGCAGUAGAUGGCACUAGCUUUGUUCUAAGCAAUCUAAAUGACAAGAAGGGCCAUUGCCACUCUAUAUGGUUGGCAAAUGGCAAGCAUUUUAAAUUUCCAUA